AUGCCCACUGGUCCCACCACCUGGUCCCACCACCUGGUCCCACCACCUGGUCCACCACCUGGUCCCACCACCUGGUCCACCACCUGGUCCACCACCUGGUCCCACCACCUGGUCCACCACCUGGUCCCACCACCUGGUCCACCACCUGGUCCACCACCUGGUCCCACCACCUGGUGCCACCACCUGGUCCCCCACCUGGUCCACCACCUGGUCCACCACCUGGUCCCCCACCUGGUCCCACCACCUGGUCCACCACCUGGUCCCCUCAACUGGUACCACCUCCUGGUCCACCACCUGGUCCACCACCUGGUCCACCACCUGGUCCACCACCUGGUCCCACCACCUGGUCCACCACCUGGUCCACCACCUGGUCCCACCACCUGGUGCCACCACCUGGUCCCCCACCUGGUCCCACCACCUGGUCCACCACCUGGUCCCCUCAACUGGUACCACCUCCUGGUCCACCACCUGGUCCCCCACCUGGUCCCACCACCUGGUCCACCACCUGGUCCCCUCAACUGGUACCACCUCCUUGUCCACUACCUUGUGCCCACUAGUCCAACCACCUAGUCCCCAACCUGGUACCCCUACCUGGUGCCCCCACCUAGUCCCCCACCUGGUACCCCUACCUGGUGCCCCCCCCUGGGGCCCCUGCCGGGCCCCUUAACUGGUGCCACCACCUGAUUUAACCUGAGCAUAUCAGCCAUGUUUGAUGUUUAAACGAUAGAAACGUGUUUAAAUAAUGGAUUCGGGUUAAUUAGAUACAUAUUUAUCGCUUAAAUACAUGCUUAUCGAAUAAUCAA
Gadus macrocephalus (Pacific cod) is the source of this 803-nucleotide messenger RNA. Its product is annotated as basic proline-rich protein-like. The record is from RefSeq and is a predicted model, not a curated record. The transcript has 3 exons. Bases 1 to 570 code for a protein of 189 amino acids. NCBI's taxonomy places the organism in Eukaryota, Metazoa, Chordata, Actinopteri, Gadiformes, Gadidae.